Sclerotinia sclerotiorum 1980 UF-70 is the source of this 1650-nucleotide messenger RNA. RefSeq lists its product as hypothetical. Gene Ontology annotation, biological process: transmembrane transport. The record is from RefSeq and is a predicted model, not a curated record. NCBI's taxonomy places the organism in Eukaryota, Fungi, Ascomycota, Leotiomycetes, Helotiales, Sclerotiniaceae. The transcript has 4 exons. Gene Ontology annotation, molecular function: transmembrane transporter activity. Gene Ontology annotation, cellular component: membrane. The coding region runs from base 1 to 1650 and encodes 549 amino acids.
AUGGAGCUUGAUCCAGAACUUCCCAUUGGAAAGCAUGCUUCUAGAGUCUCCCGGGUAGAACAACAUGAUGAACAGGAAUUAGCCGAGUUUGGCUACAAACAGGAAUUGAGGAGAGACUGGGGUCUGAUGCACAAUUUUGGGAUUUCUUUUAGUAUUAUUUCAGUGAUUACUGGAAUAACGACAUUAUUCUCCUAUGGCUUAAUCACUGGUGGUCCUGGAGUCAUGUCUGUUGGAUGGAUCAUUGUAUCCUUGUUUACUUUUAUGAUUGCUCUGAGCAUGGCAGAAAUUGUUUCUGCUAUACCUACAGCUGGAGGACCUUAUUAUUGGGCAGCGCUUCUUGCUCCCAGAAAUCAUUCGGCUUUCGCGAGUUGGAUUACUGGUUGGUUCAACUUCCUCGGUCAAGUUGCUGUCACUACUGGAAUCAGCUUCGGCCUCGCAGGUCUCAUCUCAACAACUGCAACAAUAAAAUCAUCAUAUAUUCCUAGUGCCCCGAGAACAAUCGGUAUCUAUGCAGCUGUACUCAUCUCCCAUGGUAUCGUCAAUACCUUUGGUGUUCACGUGCUGAGAUAUCUAAACAAUACAUCUAUCGCGCUUCACUCUUUAGGCGUAACUGCAAUAGCUAUUGCAGUUCUCGCAAAAGCCCCUACGCACCAAAGCGCAAAGUUUGUUUUCGCCAAAUUCUACGAUGGGACUGGUGUAGAUCCAAGUCCUGGAUGGAGCGUCAAGGCAUCCCCGGCGUAUGUUGCUUGCUGUGGUGUUCUCAUGGCUCAAUACACACUUACUGGUUUCGAUGCCUCCGCCCACUUGUCUGAGGAAACUCGAAAUGCAUCGUGGAGUGCCCCUAUUGGCGUUAUUUCUUCCGUUGGAUUUUCGGCCCUUUUUGGAUUCUUCGUUAUUUUGAGCUUCUUAUUCAGCAUCCAAGAUUUUGAUAAUACAAUUACGAGUGAUUAUGGCCAACCAGUUAUUCAAAUUUUUGUGGAUGUGUUCGGAACGGAUGGGGCCGUUGUGCUCAUGUGUCUGAUUAUGAUUUGUGUCUGGCAUUGUGGGCUUUUUUCGAUGACUUCCAACUCGAGAAUGAUGUUUGCCUUUGCCAGAGAUGGUGGGAUUCCGGAAUUCUUUCACAAGGUUGAUGACCGCUUUCAAUCUCCCAUCCGAACCGUUUGGCUUGCAGCAACUCUAGCCUUUUGUCUAGCACUUCCUUCUCUGGGUUCCAGUGUAGCUUUUGCUGCGGCUACUAGCAUAGCUACUAUUGGUUUGUAUAUCUCAUACGGUACCCCGAUUCUCAUCGGCCUCAUUUAUUCAAAGGAGUUCAAAGCUAGGAAGGGUCCAUUUAACCUCGGGCCUUUCUCGAGACCCGUCGCUUUCAUUUCUGUAUCCUGGAUCGGUUUUAUUACUGUGAUAUUCUGUCUUCCUACAACCAAUCCAGUGACAAGUCAGACUGUAAACUACACAGUGGUGGCUGUGGGGAUCAUUGCAAUCGGCGCCUGCGGAGCAUGGGUGGUAUGGGCUAGGAAAUGGUUUAUAGGACCUAUGGUCGAGAUCGAGGCUGCUGCGCGCUUGGGUAUUAAUCCUGAAGAGCCUGGCGCUUUAGAGAGAGCGGACGUGGAUGGGAAGGUUAAUCUACAUGGCGAUGUGAAGAGCUCGGAUUAG